AUGACUUCAGAUUCUGUUGAAUUGGAAAAAAGUCAACCAUUUUCAAGCAUUGAAGAUAAUUCACUUGAAGGAGGGAAAGCUUCAAAAUUAUCUAAUAUUUUGGACAGUAAGAAAAAAUCAUCUAAAUUGAAAUGCAAAUUUUCUCUCUAUUUGGAACCAAGAAAGAUUAGUAUCAAUCAAAUGUACAUUGAAGGAUUGAAUGAAUGGUUGUUAUCCUUAGAAGGAAACCCAACUCAUCUAGUUUCAUUGUUGGGAGAUUUAUUUAGCCAAGUGGACACAGUGAUUAGGACUACAUCUGGCCAUUUGGUCAACUUUGAGAAUGAUAUUUUAACUAUUGCUUAUAAUACUACUAUUAACCAGAACAAUCACGAAGAAAAAGCAGUUGCCAGCGCUCAACUUUUACAAGAAAAGUUAACCAACGUGAAAGAAAACAAGUGGAGAGAAAGUGGACUAUUGAGGGAGGAAAUUUGUGAAUUGAUUAAUUUCAGAUUUGCUAUUUGUGCUCAAAAAACAUUUUGUGGAAAUAUUGGAACUAAAGACAUUAAGCACUUUACAAUUUUUUCAAGCACGAGACAUAAUUUGGAUCAAAUAAUAAGAUUUGGCAAGAAACUCAAAGUUCCAAUCAUUAUCACACAGCACAUCAAGCAAUAUUGCCACACUAGGUGUGAGACUAGAUUCCUGGAUAGAAGAGAAUUAAGGGAGGAUUAUUUCUUUUCCUCUCUAGAUGAUUUCAACCAAGAAAAUUGGGAAAUUGGAAGUGUUUCUAUGUCAAAUUCAUUGACAAAAGAUUGUUUAUUAUAUGAAUUGGGAGAUUCAAUUGAAAUGAAACAAGAAACUGAUGAUGGUAAAUUUGAAGAAGCCAUUCCUCUAUUUCGAGAAUAUCAACAAGUCAACCCAAAUGACCUUCCAACCCAACAUUUACUUCGAUUAUGUGAACAACAAGCUCAAACACCAACUCUCAACAUUUUGGAAUAA
Naegleria gruberi is the source of this 975-nucleotide messenger RNA. RefSeq lists its product as uncharacterized. The record is from RefSeq and is a predicted model, not a curated record. Bases 1 to 975 code for a protein of 324 amino acids. NCBI's taxonomy places the organism in Eukaryota, Heterolobosea, Eutetramitea, Acrasida, Naegleriidae. Gene Ontology annotation, biological process: cyclic nucleotide biosynthetic process; intracellular signal transduction. The transcript has 2 exons.